AACACCUCAUCACAUCAUCUGGAUCCAUCUUGAUGUAGCCGAUGAGUUUGAGCCGCCGACGGCCAAGAAGUUCAAGUCUCAGCACAACGCAGCACGAUCGUAUGAACCAGCUACCCUUCAGCCGGACGAUGUGAUGAUAGUCGAUAUCAGUGCGGGGCGGACCCAUUCUGUUGCGGUCGAUUCUAUGGGCAGAGCUUGGGGCUUUGGCAGCAGCAAGUACGGGCAAUUGGGUCAAAUUGCACAGAAAACCAUACACCCGCAUAUGCAAGCACAAUCAGAUCGAAACUUGGAUCUAACCCAACCCGAAAUCCGGGUCGAUGCCCAGCUCAAAGUCAGCAGCACAGCAGACAACACGGAUACAACCGAUACUCCUAGAGUUUUUGAAUUCGCUGGUGUUUUUAAAAAGGUGCAGAAAGCUAUUUGCGGGGCCUGGAAUACCGUGCUAUUAAUGAGAAGCGGCGAGGAAUGUACUUCAGAGAAACGCUUAUGUGAUACAGGAUGAUUACCUACAAGGCACGAGACGAACAGCUGUCUCUUGGUGAUGGCAAGGAUAAGAACGUCCGGUGCUAUCGAGGACUUGAUACUCUCAAAUUUGAAAGCUACUUCUGUGGGUACCUCAUUGCACACAUCCACAGUUUGCCAACAAUCACUCAAGGAAGAACAGUAUUAGUGACUAUCACCCGGAAGCUCUGAGGAUGACUGAUAUAUACGACUUUGCGAGGGACCUUAUCCCCAGUGACCAAUGGAGUGUGGCUACCUCAGGCUCAGGCAGGAAUAACACGUACUCUAAAACGUUUGCCCUAAGAUCUAUUAUUGUCGGCAAAUAAAACGAUUGUAUCGUACGCUGAC
Molecule: messenger RNA, 849 nt
Organism: Sphaeroforma arctica JP610
Lineage: Eukaryota; Ichthyosporea; Ichthyophonida
Exons: 2
Source: RefSeq, a predicted model, not a curated record